CCUUGUCCGCGGCAACACUAGUCCUCACCCUACCCCUUUAACAGGAUUUUCUAAUGAAUUAUGUAUAUAUAGUAAACUGGGAUUAUUUUUUUUUCUAAUCUGGUCCUAUUCCAAAACAGGAGUUGCAGCUGGUAGUAUUCGUGGAAACUGGAACGGUAGACAGUGGCGACACAAUCAAUGGACAGCGUCAUUGCAUAGAACUGUGCAACUAAACCAGAUGCCCUGUGGACCAGUGGCGUGAUACGAAGCGUGCUCAUUUGACUUGACUGGCUACAUCCUCGCCUGUGCAUCUCAUCCCAGCUCGUACGAAGACGCGAUCCAUGCAAGCAAGCAGCUAUAAGAAAGACAGAAGGAAGACAUCGGUGCCCUUUAACAUCCGAGAGAAGCUUCGACCCGCGAGCCUAAUCUGCCAGUUCAAAAUCAGGCGUAAACAGAAAUCUUAAAACAUUUACUGACUGUGUCUCGAAGCAGCAACAUUGCGGAGGAGAAACGAAGGAAAAAAGCUGAUAUUUUAGAGACUUUUGAUUGUUUUGGAAGAAGAUUUGCAAAGGCCUACUCGCACCUUCCAUUGACUGAAGGUUGAAGAAGUACACAUCCCAGCAUGCCUCACUCCUUUCAGCAGAAAAAAGGUCAACAGAUGCUGCUUGUUCCGGGAGUGAGAAAAGGGGAAUCCGUUCUCUGGAAUCACCACAAGCAGAGUUUCCAAGGACUAGACAAAAUGGCCUGUGUAGCCGACAGCUGCAUUCAGUUCACACGCCAUGCCAGCGACGUGCUGCUCAACCUGAACCGAAUGCGCAGCAGAGACAUCCUCACGGAUGUUACCAUCCUGGUCAGCAGGCAGCAGUUUCGCGCUCACAAGAAUGUGCUCAUGGCUUGCAGCGGGCUGUUCUACUCCAUCUUCACUGACUCACACAAGUGCAGCCUCAGUGCCAUCAGCCUGGACCCUAAGGUGGACCCUGAGGGCUUUGCCAUCCUGCUGGAGUUCAUGUACACGUCUCGCCUCAGUCUCAAGGAGAGUCUGAUCAUGGCCAUCCUGAACACUGCCGUAUAUCUGCAGAUGGACCACGUUGUAGACACCUGCCACAGAUUCAUUAAGACCAGCGACCCAGCCAAGCUGCCCAGGGACGAGUUUUUGGUGAGCCCUCUGGUGCUGCCUCAGGACGUCCAUGCGUUCCGACCUCAUGAAGUGGUGGACAGUUUGCACAGCCGCGUGGCUCCGUUCAGGGACAGUAGACCCUAUAGCUCUCACAUGUUCAAUGGGGUCACAACUCCCUCUAACUAUCAUCUCUACGGCCAGUUCCCUAUGCCUGGGUUUCCCUUCCCACUCUGUAAGCUCACUGAUGCCAAAAAUGCUUUUGCGGACCUUUCAAGGAGCGGACUGCAUCACAAGCAUUGUGUUCCCCACGACAGCACUUUUAGGGCUGACUACAGCCGAGCGCUGGGCUCCGGGAUAAUCCACCCCAGCACCUAUGCACCGCGAGAGGAGGAGCUACGCAAAGAUAGCCAUGACAUGAGCCAGUCCAUUGGUCUAAGCUCCAGGAAACGUGCUUUUCCGCUGCUCGGCCUGGAGCACCCGAAAGAGUCGUCCAAAGAUCACGCUGCAGCAGAGGAGGAGCUGCUCCAUCAGCACUACCCCAUGGGCAUCUCUUCAGGGCGGAAGAGCCUCCUGAGCAGCCCCCAGAGCCCACUCAAAUCGGACUGUCAGCCCAACUCUCCCACAGAGUCCAGCAGCAGCAAAAAUGCCAGUUUGUCCCAGAGCACUGCGCAGUCCCCACAAAACGCACAGGACCCCAAAGCACGCAACUGGAAGAAGUACAAGUUCAUUGUGUUGAAUCAAAGUGCCAAGGAAGAGGAGGUGGGGCUUCAGGAUGCAGGGCUGAGCUCACCUCAGCGCCAUGCUCUGCAGCCGUACCUUCACCAAAAUGACUCAGAGAGUUUGGAGCCUCAGAACAAGAGCAGUGAACACAGUGAAGAGCUACCAGCUCCACAAGCCAGCCGCCUCAACAACAUCAUCAGCAGUGCUCUGGAGGGGUCUCUGAGGAGCGGGGACACGCAGCACUUCCUGUCCCGCCUCAACUGUUCAUCGUGUGGGUCACAGUCGCCGCGGCACUCGGAGGUCUGUCCUAAUCCCACUGCUCGCCUCACGGAGGAGAUGGCUGAGCUGCACUCAGAGUACUCCGACUCCAGCUGUGAAAAUGGCACAUUCUUCUGUAAUGAAUGUGACUCAAAGUUUGCCGAAGAUGAGGCUCUGAAACAGCAUAUGCUGCAGGUGCACAGCGACAAACCAUACAAGUGUGACCGCUGCCAGGCUGCCUUCCGCUACAAGGGCAACCUCGCCAGUCACAAGACCGUGCACACAGGUGAGAAACCAUACAGGUGUAAUAUCUGUGGUGCUCAGUUCAACAGACCAGCCAACCUCAAGACGCACACUCGCAUUCACUCAGGCGAGAAACCCUACAAAUGCGAGACAUGUGGAGCGCGCUUUGUACAGGUGGCUCAUCUUCGGGCCCAUGUCCUGAUCCACACUGGAGAGAAGCCGUACCCUUGUGAAAUCUGCGGGACUCGUUUCCGACACCUCCAGACACUCAAGAGCCAUCUGCGCAUCCACACCGGAGAGAAGCCCUACCAUUGUGAGAAAUGUAACCUGCAUUUCCGCCACAAGAGUCAGCUGCGUCUGCAUUUGCGACAGAAACACGGAGCCAUCACCAACACAAAGAUCCAGUACAGGAUGUCCACAGACAUACCCACGGAUCUGACUAAAUCGUGUUGAGAAACGAGAAGGAUAAAAAACUUUGCAACAGGCAAUCUUGACCUUGGCAUUUAAAUACCCAAACUUUGUACAAUCAUCCAAAAUUGUAGUGCCACACUGUGUUUAUUAGACAAUUAAAUUGGCCAUGUUUGCCACUCUAAACGGGUUACCACUACAUGUGAACGUAGAGCCACUGAAGGCAUUUUUGUCACUUUAUUGUUUGUAAAGAUUUAAAUAUAUAUGUAUGUAUGUUGGAGUGUUUCUAAGCUUUGAAGGUACAUAUAUAAAGCUUUAUUUUGUUGAAGGCUGGAAUGUAAAGAAGCCGUCUUUUUGAAAAUACAGUAUUUUAUAUCAGAGAACUUACUUUUCUGAAAGUAUUAAAUUCAAGUGACGGGUGGUACAUAUAUUUUAAGAUAUCUGAAUUUCCGGCUGUACAGAAUCGUCUCUACUUUUUAUGUAGAUGUACAUAUUGCACCAUGUCAAGUUGCCAUUCUCAUGUGGGAGGAAAAACAAUCAAAUGAGCUCAACAUAUCAGAUGACUGCUGCUGUCUAGAUAUGCAUGAGGUACUUCUGUUGCUAGUUAAACAUGAAUUAGGCAACAGCAUAAAUAUUGUGACAUAUUGUGUAACUAUAUCCCGGGUUGCUCUCUGCUGGCAGAGCCAAUCUGUGACUUUGGUGUUUAAUGCAUUUCAAGGUACUGCCUUGGUAAGACCAAGAAAAUAUUUUGCUUCAAAUGUAUUUGUACAGAUGUGACCUUUGUUUAAAUGUUUGUUUGUUUAUCAUAAGUGGAAGUUUACAGUUUUGGUUAUUGUUCUAGCGCCUACAGUAAAGUUGUGUAAGUGUCAAGGUUUUGGUUUGUACAUACACUGUGUAUUCAAUGUGCCUUUCUCUAUGGUGACCGAACUCCUCUCCAUUCAACUGUUUAGACUCAAGGAUGCUACGUGUCCUACAUCCCUUUGUGUGUGUGUCAUUAAGUGUACAUAGAUUUUUAACGCUAGUUACCAACCUUCUAACAAGCAAAUGCAUCAUUGUAAAUGACCAGGACUUGUUUUGGAUUGGGCUUUUUUAAACUGCAUUAAAGUAACUGUACGUUUAAUGUAUGAAUGUAAAAUAAAGUUAUUGGAUUUAUAUGUA
Molecule: messenger RNA, 3883 nt
Organism: Periophthalmus magnuspinnatus
Lineage: Eukaryota; Metazoa; Chordata; Actinopteri; Gobiiformes; Gobiidae
Gene: bcl6aa
Product: BCL6A transcription repressor a
Exons: 10
Coding region: 602-2770 (722 amino acids)
Biological process (GO): regulation of transcription by RNA polymerase II
Cellular component (GO): nucleus
Molecular function (GO): RNA polymerase II cis-regulatory region sequence-specific DNA binding; protein binding; DNA-binding transcription factor activity, RNA polymerase II-specific
Source: RefSeq, a predicted model, not a curated record